AUGCUGAAGGACUCCAGCAUGCUGGAGCUCAUAGGCGGCAACAUUGAUGCUAUCCUUUCAUGGCACGGGUACCUCUUCCACUGGCGCAUGCAGCGGGAAGAAACCUUUGUCACGACGGUCGGCUAUCUUAUGACCGCCUUCAUCCACCAGGUUUAUCGCUCUCCGAUUCUGGACCACUUUGCUGGCCUUCACAAAUCCCGCCUACGAGCUUUUGUCAAGAACAUUGUAGACUGCAUCGACAGCCUCCGAUCGUUCUCCCGACUGGCACCCACUAGGAAGCACCACGACCUGAAAACGUCCAUCAUGCACGUUCAGAAGGUCAUCGAUGUCCUUUCAUGGGAUUCACGGUUUCGACGAUGCCUUAUCAAAGAGGACUACAUCUUCCGGUUCUUCACUCUCCUGCGAGACGCUCGACCACAGCUCGAAGUGGUAUCUCGAAUCGAGGGGAGAAGCCAAGGUAGUAAAUGGCUUUGGAACGGGCUCAACCUGCACGCCGUGUGCGACUGGGCCAACCACAAGUCACAAACCAUCUGCAAACUCAUCGAGCUCGGAUAUCUUACCCUGGUCAUCGACGAUCUGACCCAGGUGCAAAGGGAGAGCGAUACGCGAAUGCCGUUCAACUGUCUGCUCACGAUCGUCGGUCAUCUCAGGUCCCAGAGGGUGCUGGACGCGGCCAACUCUGCCUGGGAAAAUCUACCGCCAGCAGUUCUUCAACGGCUUGAGCAGGGUUCAACUACCGGGGCGAAGCUUUGCGGCGAGAUGAAUUUGCUCUUGACUCUUCAUAACUCCACCCUUGGAAGGAUCCCGGAAGAUGGUCCUCAUGUCGAGAUAGUGGAAGAUCAUUCGGACAUGAGGACUUGCAGUCGUUGUCAAUCUGUCGUUUACUGCUGCGAAGAAUGCCAGGCUGACGACUGGGAAGCAUUGCACAAGUUUGAAUGCUUGAUGCUCAUGCUGAAGGAAACCGGGUUUUGGGUGCCGUGGAGACACCGAUUCCGGACGUUGGACGUCAUUUCCAACCUCAUGGAUGCCCUUCUCAGAGAAGGCAUGUUGGACGUGGUUGGAGGCGGGUACGGUAAUACUAGUCACCCUGUCAUCGAUUCCAAAGCAUGCGUCCGAAUCAACUACAAGAUGGCGAUGCAGAAGGAUACCCGGCAAUCCCACGAGACGAUCACUAUCGACGAGUACCGCGAACGAGCAAAGAAGAUGACCCCGUGGCUACCUCUGCGAUUCGAAGCACUCGUUUCGGAGGUGAUGGAAGACGAUGGAUCGACACAGCUGGUCUCGUUUGUGUUCCCAUUUGCGCACUCGAGGCUGCAUGCCUUGUUUCUCUACGACAAGUCGGACGAAUUUGACGAUGAAGUGUAUUCGAGGCUGGGACACGGAAUGAUGCAGUUCGAGUCGGUCAUUCCUCUCCCUCCAAGCUGUUGUAGAACUGACCAAAUUGCCCAGGUAUAG
Molecule: messenger RNA, 1455 nt
Organism: Coprinopsis cinerea okayama7#130
Lineage: Eukaryota; Fungi; Basidiomycota; Agaricomycetes; Agaricales; Psathyrellaceae
Exons: 4
Coding region: 1-1455 (484 amino acids)
Source: RefSeq, a predicted model, not a curated record